Ananas comosus (pineapple) is the source of this 2316-nucleotide messenger RNA. RefSeq lists its product as uncharacterized. Gene Ontology annotation, biological process: interstrand cross-link repair. The record is from RefSeq and is a predicted model, not a curated record. Gene Ontology annotation, cellular component: Fanconi anaemia nuclear complex. Lineage: Eukaryota; Viridiplantae; Streptophyta; Magnoliopsida; Poales; Bromeliaceae. The coding region runs from base 263 to 1708 and encodes 481 amino acids. The transcript has 10 exons.
UUAGAAGGAGACUCUGCAGCCGAUUCUGGGCGAAGCUUGGAUGUAAAUCCCGGCAUUCAUGCGUGCUUCACCACCGACUUCUGUGGGAUAGUCCCCACGUUCCAAUACUGAAUCCGGCAAUGAAAGCUGUUCCGCCACCGACUUUUGUGUAAUCAGAGAUGAUUCUCUCUCAUCGUCUUCCUCAGCAACUCGCAGAGACUCAUCACUGCGACCUCUCCCCCUCUUCCUCCUCCUCCUCUUCAUCUUCCACAUAUUGGGGAAAAUGGGGUGGAACCACCCCGAGAUCUCCCUCGAGGAUCUGCUUGUUUUGAUCAAAGGGUUCGUGGAUAUGCUAAUCCUCGCCUCGGGUUACCAAUCCUCCGGUGUUCCCGCCCUCUGGGACGUCGACAACAUCAAGAGGUUGCUGCGUUGGGGCCUCUUCUUCGAGGACGUCUUCAAACGCAUUAAUGAUUCCGUUGAGUAUGAGGGUUGUGUAAAGGAACUUGACGCAGCCCUGCUUGAUCUAACUUCCUAUCCACUUUUUCCUAAGGGUCUUUCUGAUAUGUCUUCAGCCACUUUGUCGGAAACAAGGAACUUGGUCUUGGAACAUUUACUUCAAAUGCAUCCAAUGAAAGCGGCACACCUUAAUGCUAUUUUCGCAGCAGUGAUUGAGAUGGAUAUGGACGACGUUGCUGGAAUGGAUAAUGAUAACCGGGGUAGAUAUAUGGAGAAGCUAUUAAAGCAGAUGGAAUCUCUAAAUAUCCUAACAAAGGACGAGUACAUGUUCCGAAAUUCAAUGGACUCGCACAGUUUAAUUGAUUUCCAGCUUAGUGACAGUCUGAAACGCAACAACCAUAAUCCUGGAUCUGCUGUUACGUCUUAUGUUAAGUCUAAGGAACAUUCUCUUGAUGGUCACUCGAGUUUCUUAAUUCAAGAGAUCGUAAAGAGACAAGACUUGAUUUCAUGCAUAUCUUCUGUUGAGAGUGGUCUGAGUACACUUUUAAAGGCUGUUGCGAAGAACAGCCUUGGGUUUGAAAGUAAUUCAUAUCAAGGGCAACCAUCCAACUGCAAGGAAGCAGAAACGGUGGUAGAGUGUUUUCUGUGGAAAGAGUGGAAAUCGAGAUGUUUGUCGUACCUGCUUGACAAAAGAACAAUUAAAAUACUCUCUGGCGCUAACUUAAUCUUCAGCGCGCCUAAGGACCAAUGGAUUAAAGUGUUUGAGCAAUUAAAAGUUCCGUCUGACACUUCUCAAGACAAUCUUCUUGAAAUUAUGAUAUGCUUACUAGGCUUGAUUUCAAGGCAAUGGAAUAAUUUGACAGAAAGCUUCACAGCAAGUGCCUGUGAUCUCCUUCCCAUCUCUAAGCAAUACUAUUGUCUUCACCAAUUGGUUCAAGGAAAUCCUCAGGACAAGCCUCCUGAGAAGUUAGUAACAGGUUCCAAGGAGGAGAUCCUUGAGUAUGUAACAAGAUCAUUGACUGUUCAACCUCACAAAUUAUGGCUACUACCUCCAGUUCUUACCGCUGCUGCCAUUCCAUCUUGUAGGUCUAUGUUGUUCAAGUUGUUCAUGGCUGAAAUAGACAGGCAGUUCAAUGGAGCUUCUCUCGAAAACAGGCAAUGCAAUUGCAGUCAGGAUGGAACAGAGCAGCACCGAAACUGUGAAGUUGCUGACAGAAUUCGGUGUCUAUAUACAUUCCAUAUACAAAGUUCUCAUGUACUGUUCGAUGGGUAGUGCUUCAUUCUAAUCGAUGCUCAAAACUACACAUUUGACGAUUAUGAAGUACUGAAAGGGACAACAACAAAGUUGAAGCAAAAAAUAUUGAGCAGAUCAGAUGAGGUCGAAUAUGGCACAUUGUACAGUGAAGAAGUAUAAAGGGACCCGUAAAAUACGACUUAAAUGAAGGGAUAUUUGCAAAAGAAGCGAGAAUGAUGUCCUAAAAAAGCAUGAAAAAGCUUAACGAAGUCUACUGUAAAAUGUGAAGCAAAUGAAUUGCGUAUGAAAGAUGAUCAAAUCAGUCUAUGGGACUAUAGGAGAGCAAAACGACGCAUGAAUGGAGUCUAUAUUUUUUUUUUCAUUAUCUUCACUUGAAUUCACAAUUAUUUGUAGAAUUUGAUGGUUGGAUGGAAUUUUUCUGCCUGAAAGGCGAUUCUUCUUUUCAGAUUGAAAUUUGUAGCCAGGUUUUUUUCUUUCCUUCUUUGCAACAGGCAGCCAGAUGUGCAUAUGUUACCUUACCUUAACUUUCUACAGUGUUUUGUAGUCGUAGUGUCCCUGUAAUAUGUCUAUGUUAUUUUGCUUCUGUGAUUGAAAUAAUAUGAGAACUCAUCCCUAGCUCUUUAAAA